This is a messenger RNA of Plodia interpunctella (Indianmeal moth), 3090 nucleotides long. RefSeq lists its product as uncharacterized. The record is from RefSeq and is a predicted model, not a curated record. NCBI's taxonomy places the organism in Eukaryota, Metazoa, Arthropoda, Insecta, Lepidoptera, Pyralidae. The transcript is spliced from 7 exons. The coding region runs from base 252 to 1055 and encodes 267 amino acids. Gene Ontology annotation, cellular component: membrane.
AGUCGCGGAGUAAAUUUGGGCCGGAGCGGUUCCUGGCGUACGUCAGUCUGUCUCCCCGGAGCUCCCGGUCCGCGCGCGUCCGCUUUUAGAACGAAACAAAUGAACAACCCAAACCGAAACUAGUGUCUUAAAUUCUCAAGUUAAAGUGUUAUGUGCAACAUUAACAAUAAACAUUAAUAUGCUGCCUCAAUAUAUUGAACGUUCUUGAUAGAUCGUGGAACGACACUGCAGAAGCAUCAACAGAUUGAAACAUGGAAACUGAUAAAAUGUCGACGGCGUCUUCGGUGGCAGAAAGGCGGCCGCUAAUGCAGGCCCUGGUCAUCGAAAGACGAAUACUCUUUGCCUGCACUGUACUGGUGGGUCUCAGCACUUUCAUAUGGAUAACAGCCGUUUGCACCCAAAAAUGGAUACACAUAGAAGGACUAAAUGGUGUUGAGCUUCCUGUCAAAGGAAGAUAUUUAAUGUACAGUGAUUCUGGAGUUUGGCAAAUAUGCCGUUACGUUUUUUUCGAGGACAAGAACAGUACUGAAUCUAACUCUACAGUGAGAACCAACGGCAUUUUAGGAUUAAAAGGACAAUUUUAUACAAAAUGCACCAAUUAUUUAACACAACCAGUGAUGGAUGCUGGGAAGCCUAUUGACAAAGCAUACAAUGUAGAUAUAGCUAACUAUGUGAGAACAAUGCUAUCGUUUGGCAUCAUCAGUAUUUUCGUGAUGGCGAUGGGAUGCGGUUUUUCAGUGUACACCUUCCGCAAUCCGCGGUAUAUGUUCAAAAGACUAGCUGCAGGAAUACACUUUAUUAGCACUUCCUGCACAUUCGUUGUGGUGCAGGUAAUGAUGUCGUCGGCAGACCAUAUGAAGAAAAGUGUAAAAUAUGUUUAUCCAGAACUUGCCUACCACUAUUACCACAUUAGUUUCUACUUGGCUUGCAUCGUGGUGCUUGUCAACUUCUUUGCCGCAGCUUCAUUCCUCUGGUACUCGAGAAAGAGGAAGGGAGAUAAGGCUGCCACAGACGAGCUAGCCAUGGCUGACGAACCAACUAUUAUUGGCCGAUGACGUCACUGGCGAACCACGUCUUUCCUUAAAUCUUUAUUGAACAAUGCUCAAAUGACCAAAACUAGAAAUGUAACAGUUUUUAUGUCUUCCAUAAAGCAUGCUAUUUCAAUAUGAGCAGAAUCUCUGUUAUCUCCUUUUUUUUAGACUACUUAUCUUGUCUGUAUCAUAUAUUAUAAAUAAAUACUUGUUUUUAUUUUGUUAUCUAUUGUCUAAAAAAGAGAAGUUUUAUUUCACUGGUUAAGAUUUUUAGUCUGUUAUACUGCUACUACAUGAGUUAUAUAUAAUCCUAUUUCAUAAAGUACUGCAAUAUCACAUGUUCUAUUACAUGUAUACGUUUUUACUAAAUAGUUUACGAUGUCACUAUAGAAAUAUGUAGAACACUUGGUUCACAUGAUUCCAAUAUCUGCACUAUUUUUAUAUACAGGAAGCUGUUAUGGUACUUGCAAAAUGACGAUCUCGUGCAAGAAAAAAUAAUUUUAUAUACAAUAUUAUAUGCAAUAAUAUAAUAUUUAAUGCAGAAUAAAUACAAAUAUGGGCCUAGAGUAUGAACACCAAAGCUAUUGAAUAUUUUCUUGUACUAAUUCUUAAUAUAAUAACUUUUUGCUAAUGAGCGUUUACGUGUUUACUGAAAAAAGAUUUUACGUUGAAUAAUGGAAAUGGAAAACUAUAUAAGGGUUACAACUUUGAUAUAUACGAGUAUGUACAUUAUAUUAUUAAAUGUCUAUUCUUACGUUUUCGCCUUGUUAAUCUUAUGGGCAGAUAGAAAAAUGUGUUUUUAUUUUAUGUCGAUAAAAAUAUCUUUGAAAUUGAGACAUAUUAAGCAAAGUAAAAAGUACAAAUUGAUUUUGUCAUCUGCGUUGUAAUUUUGAUUUUAGUUAUUUAAAGGAUUCUUGUUUUAAAUUUACCAAUUUAGGUUAAUUCAAAAUUAAAAAGUUCAUACUUUUGUUAGGUUAAAAUUGUUUACAGUAUGUUGUGUUGUUAUAAUGUAUUUCAAGAUAUCUUUAAAAUAUUUUCUUCGGCCUAAUAGGAUUAACGAAGUUAUGAGUGAUGUAUGUUUAUACUAGGUUAAAAAAAAUUAAAAACUGUGUGGACUGAAUAUAUUUACUAUCUUUUACUUAUCCACUGAAUCAGUUAUAAGUGCAAUUUCUUAUGGCACCACAGUAUCUUAAGCAUUAUUUAUAUUUCGUAUAUUAAUUUAUAAAUCCAUCAUAAGAUCAUGUGUUCGAGGGGCACAAGAGAGAGUUCUCAGAGGUCACAGAUUUCAAAAAUGCUUUGCUAGAUGUGUAUAUCAGUUGACUCUCGAUUUCUUGUCUUUAUGUCCAUGAUAACACCCAGGAGUACCAUCUAAGCGUCCAAGAAAACUCUCUUGCGAAAACUAUAAUUUCAUAGGGUCCAAUGUUUAGUUAUAGUAGCCAUGCCAGCCAUAUAAGCUUGGACCUAGCAGAAGGAGCAAACUUAAAAAGUGCAGUCUUAAUGUUGUCAAAGAGGAUAUGCAUCAAUAUUCUGAUAAAUAAGGAUACCAAAGAGAAAAGAGAUAAUAGUCAAAUCGGAGAAGAAGAUGUAAGAAAAUGGCUUUUUGAACUCCGACGAUGUGGAAGAAUAUGGGAAAAUAUUCUGAUGAAAGAGAAAGUCUUAUAAGGUUUUUUUUACUUGUAGCUAUCGUCCAAUGACGUCGCUAGUCUUGACACCUAUUGUUAAUAUAAUAAUGCCUAAUUGUAUAUUUGUAUGAGUGUUGGAAUUUGAUUGUGCUGUCCGACUUAUAAUCAUGUUGCAUUGUUGUCCUGCAAUGGUUCUAGUCAUAUACUUAAGCAUAAAUAUGAUGUAUGUCUAAUACUACUCUUUGUUUUGCCAUUGGUGAGAUUUACUUUCCACCAAUAGAACUUAAAUUAUUUUGUGUAUUCUCAUCGAUAUGGCAAAAUGAAGUGUAGUGCGUUUAUUCCAAUGAUACAUUUGCGUUAUCGUGUGUAAAUUACGUUGUACGUUCUUCCUAUUUAUAUAUAUAUAUUUUAUUGAAUAAAACUCCCAAACACUUUGA